CCCGUGUGUUCUCUGAGGAGGGGAGGAAGGUGGGCGCCUGCGGUCUGCUUGGUUCGAGGCUCCUUACUGGGCUCCCCCGAUCGCUCGGUUUUCCAGAGGGAAAUCUCGGCGGUGGCGGAGCCUUCCCGGGUCGGGCCUCCCCUUCUUUGCCCCUCCUGUGCUGCAGUGACCCCGUUCCUAAGUGACCAGCAGCCCGGCGCCAUGUCUCGUCCACCCCCCGAUGUCGCCACUGAUGACUGUCUCCGAAGUUAUAACUACCUCUUCAGCCCAGAUAUCCUUCGUGACAAAGUGGCCUUUAUCACUGGAGGAGGCUCAGGAAUUGGGUUCCGAAUUGCAGAAAUUUUUAUGCGGCACGGCUGCCAGACGGUCAUUGCUAGCAGAAAUCAACAAAGGGUGUCCGAUGCUGCCAAGAAGCUGAUUGCUGCUACCGGCCAGCAGUGCCUUGCACUGUCUCUGGAUGUCCGGGAUCCUCAGACUAUUACUGUUGCAGUCGAUAAGGCUCUGAAGACAUGUGGCAAGAUUGACAUUCUCAUCAAUGGUGCAGCAGGUAAUUUUUUGUGUGCAGCCAGCAACAUUUCCUUCAAUGCAUACAAAACUGUUAUCGAUAUCGAUACAAUUGGUACCUUCAACGUCUCCAAAGUCAUGUUUGAGAAGUACCUCCGGGACCAUGGUGGUGUGAUCAUUAACAUCACUGCUACCCUGGACUACCGAGGGCAGGUGCUCCAGGUGCAUGCAGGCACUGCCAAGGCAGCUGUGGAUGCAAUGACAAGGCACUUGGCUGUGGAGUGGGGUCACCACAACAUCAGAGUGAAUAGCCUGGCUCCAGGCCCCAUCAGCGGCACUGAAGGGAUGCGUCGACUCGGUGGCCAAAAAACCAACUGGGAUAGAAAUAUUUUGAGAAGCCCUCUCCAAAGAUUGGGGAACAAGACUGAGAUUGCCCAUGCUGCACUGUACUUGGCCAGCCCCUUAGCAUCCUUUGUGACAGGCACAGUCCUGGUGGUGGAUGGUGGGAGCUGGCUGACUUCUGCCAACGAUUCCAUGAAGUUGUUGGGGAUUGAAACUUACCCUUCCAAACUAUAGGUAGCUGCCUUGCUGAGAUAAAUGCAGGAGGAUUCCUCGCUCAGACCUGCUCUUUGAUCCAGUGCUACAGCUUUCUCCCAGAAGCCUUUCCUGUCCUUUUCUCCACUUGAUUCCCUCUGGCAUGCCAAGCUAUUUCAAGGCAAAGCUGUAGGGUGCUGAAUCUAACAAACCUAUUUCUCACAGCCCUUCCACUCAUAGGGGUUUUCUGGCAAAAAAGCCUAGUGAAUCUAGAAACAUCCUCUCCUUUCUAGUGGCCCCAUUACUGAUGCUACCAGGCAGGUUAUGGGGGCCAAUUUGUUGAGCUGCUGGUAAGAUAAUCUUUAAUUAGGGGGUAGGACUGGAUUGGGUUCAAACAAACAAAACUUGAAAUGCAUUAAAUCUGUAUUUCUUAUGCCCUUGGAACAAAGGGCUCCUAUUGGAAAGAUGUCAGCCUCCUCUCCCAACCUUUAGUGCUGACUAACCUGCUGGGAACAUUGCUCAAAACUUGCCUAGUAAUAAGAGCCUCAUUUAAACCUGGGUUAUCUUUGCUUGUUCUUUCUAAGGAUAAAAAAGAUGACUGUGAUGAAAUGAGUGCCAGGCCAAAAUGACCAGAACUUCAGGUUCCUACCAUAACUUGGACUCCUUCAUUCCAAAGACCUAGGAUCAGCUCUUGAAUUUGCUUCCUAAUCCAAACUGGGCCUUCAGGUUCUCUAAACUUUGGGGAGGGGAGGAAAGGAUCAUUAGACUAGACUUUAUCAUAGACAAAAGGAAAAAGAAAAUUGAUGCUGUUAAUAAUCCAGGUCCAAAUCCCUCUUCUGUCCAAACUCUGGAGUAUUGCUUCAACUGUUCCCUUUGCUUAGUGUAGUCUUGACCUUUUUCUUUGGAAGGGGAGAGUACAACAGGAAGGAAUGAAGUGUGACUGGAUCUACUCUGGCCUCCCAGACUUACCUGGAGCCCUUUUCCCACCAUUCAAACACUACCAGCUGAGAAUUGCUUAUGGCAAAGUGAGACUUAAUAAUACACAGUGGUGUUUUAUAAGGGCUUGGAGGAAGUGAUAUCUCUUUUUGGGCAGAAUCCACCCCUUCCUGGGGCAUGCUAAUAGAAUAUUAACAGAAGCAUCCCUCCUGGGUUGCAUAUAGAUUUUGCAAGGGGUUAUUCACAAGCUCUUGGUAACUGGGAGAUGCCAGCAGCAGAUAGGUUGCUCUGACUCAAAGCUAAUUAGGGCUAGGUGUGGGGAUGGGGUAGGGCUAGCUGGGAGAGUGAGUGAUUGCAUUAAUUCAUUAAUUCCCUGUGAUGCCGACUGCUUCAAACAUAAUAGUAGCAAGCUCUUCAAAUGCAGCGAGCUUUUGAUUAUUCUGGGGACAGUUACCUAGACCUAUGCUUUCUUAUUCCUCCAGCUUCCUCCUGCUUGCCAUUUUCCUGCAUAAUAACACCUCUACCCCUGUCUGGGCACGGACUAGGGAAAUAGCCCCCUGGUUUAAUUACUUACAAAGUUUUGUACUGAACUUAUUGACCACAGUGGCAUUUUGCAGCAACUUUGGAAGUGUUUUGUCCAUGCAUUCUUGUGUGAAGAACUUGCCAAAGGGGAACUGAAUUUAUACUAUUUGUUUAAAUCAGGCUGGGCCCUUUUACCUUCAGUAUAGCAGCGGGAGACUGUUGUACCAGCCUUUUCUCAAAUCCUCUCUUUUCCCUUCCUGUUUCCUGUCCCCCAGUACUCACUAUCCCCAGGUCCAUUGGGGCAGCCGAUGCUAGUAGCAUCAGCCUGGUAAUGGGUUCCAUCCGCCGUGUAUCAUUGAUUUUUGCUACAUUAAUCCUGUUUUUACCUAGAAAUUUGUUUUUCAGAGAUCUUUUUUUCCUUGGUGCCUUAUGCCACAACUUUCAAGUAUAGGACAUUGUAAUAGUGGGAAGUACAUCUUCCUCUCUUCCUUAUGGUGCAAGGCUGAAUUAUGACACCUCCCUAGGGUCUGAUGUUUUGUUUAGGAAAGAUUCAGAAUGUUGGAUGAGGAACACAUAUAAAUGAUUGAAUAUGCUGUUUUUCUCUUUGUAUCCUGGUCAUAGAUGGAGGGGGAAGUUUACAAAAAAAAAGUUGAGAUAAAUAAUAAAUUAAUAAAAUCUUUUAUUUGUUUAA
Molecule: messenger RNA, 3187 nt
Organism: Trichosurus vulpecula (common brushtail)
Lineage: Eukaryota; Metazoa; Chordata; Mammalia; Diprotodontia; Phalangeridae
Gene: DECR2
Product: 2,4-dienoyl-CoA reductase 2
Exons: 10
Coding region: 202-1080 (292 amino acids)
Biological process (GO): fatty acid catabolic process
Molecular function (GO): 2,4-dienoyl-CoA reductase (NADPH) activity
Source: RefSeq, a predicted model, not a curated record